Molecule: messenger RNA, 1329 nt
Organism: Meloidogyne enterolobii
Lineage: Eukaryota; Metazoa; Nematoda; Chromadorea; Rhabditida; Meloidogynidae
Source: the annotation of a GenBank genome assembly
AUGGAAAAAAAUAUUUAUUGGGAAAUUAAAGAAGAAAUUGAAAAAUUAAAAACAAAUAAAAAUGUUCAACAUGAAUUAAUUGUCAAAAAAGAAUUGUCUCGUGUCGAAACUUCAAUCAAAUUAAAAGAAAAAUUAAAAGAAUGUGGAUUGUCUGUUUAUGUAUUGAAAUUUGUUUUAAAUGAAAAUCGAGGCGAAGAAAAAAAUCGUUUUGGAUCAAUUAUUCGAUUAUUGCCUAAAGCUCUACGCUUAUCAAAAAAGAAUGGUAGCGCAAAAGGAUUGUCUGAAAACAUAAAAAAAUAUUUGGAAAAUUUUGAAAAUAAAUGUGAAGCAGAAAUUGAAGGAAAUAAAGAAUUGAGUAAACAGAUUGUAGAAACAAAAAAAUUAAAAGAAGUUAAAACUAAUUUAAUUAUUGAAAUUAACAAAUUUGAAAAUGAAUUGAGUGAAAAAAUUGAAAAAUUGGAGAAAAGAAAUUUAAAAAAUGAAAUUAAAAAGAAUGAAGAUUUGGAGGGAAAAUUAGUGAAGGAAACAAGAGAAUAUAUUGACAGAUUAGUGAAGAAAUUGGUCUUUUUAGUUAGAAAUUAUGAGAAAUUAACAAACAAACAUUCGACUUCACAAAGUAAUGGACAAAUAAAUACUUCAAGUUUAACAGCAAUUCUUUAUUGUUUAACAAAUAAAUUUUUGGAAAUGUUUAACGAAGAUGGAGUUGUUAAUAUGGAUAUUUUAUUACAAAAUAUUUCAAACACAAAUCUGAUAGAAUAUGGACUGGAAAUGAGUGGAAAAUUGGGAAAGAAAAGAGUUGAUAAAAUGUAUUAUCAACAAAUUCUCAAAAUGAUUGGAAAAAAUAAUGGUGGAUUAGAACAAAUGAAAAAGAAUUGGAGUAAUUACUGCUACAUUGACAAACAAAAUGUUGAAUUUGAAAGGCCCGAGGAAUGGGCAGUUAACUAUAAAAAUGAAAUUGGUUUACAAAGUGAUGGUUUUCGUUUGGCAUAUUUGGGAGAAGAUAAUGAUGACUUAUUGUUAGCAAUUAAUGAUAAAGAAAGUGGAUUAACAACAGAACAAAAGGAGGAAAUAUUUAAAGAAAUAUUAAGCAAUUUCCAUCUUCAAAAAGUCACUUUCUUAGAAGCUCAUAAAAUGCUUGGUUUAUCCCACUUUACAACAAAAACAACAUCUCAAAUACAAAAUGAAUUAUUUGUUCAACAUCCAACAUCUGAAAUAGUAGAAACGUCUACAACUUCUUCAUUCCAAAAACAAGAAGAAACAUACAAAAAAAUUAAAUUUGAAAUGAGAAAGGUUUUUAAUUUUCGGAAAAAAUUCCACAAAAUUUCCUAA